AUGGCUGUAAGAUUCAUAAGGAAACAGCUUGUUUCUCCAAGAAUGGAAGAUUUGGCAGUUCUAAUUGGAGGUUUUGAUUCCCAUAACCCUAUGUUACCUUGUAUACUGCGAGCAAACAAGUUUGCGGUUUUAGCGCGGUACGAUAACUUUCCUCAUAGUUCGUAUGAAGCUAGUCAUGAAGUUCAUUAUGCAGCUGCAGGACUCGUAGAAAAGUACUAUGAAUACUGCAAGGAUAACUUUGCAGCCUCCGAAAAAAUGAAAUGUGGAUCCGCAGCAUUGAUUGAUUUCAACCCUAUCCAUGCCACUGAUGUGCAACUUCCUGCUGGUGGAACUUUUGUGGUAGCCCAUUCCUUGGUAGAACCCCAGAAAGGAAUAACUGCGGCAAUAAAUUACAAUAACAGAGUUUUUGAGUGUCGCCUAGCGGCAAUUGUCCUUGGUAUAAGGCUAGGGAUGAAACAAGAGGAUGCGGUCUCUAAAGUUAAAUCUCUAGAUGAUGUUGAGGGUUUAUGCGUUUCUUUUGCUGACAGUCGCGGCUCAUCUGAUCCUGUCCUUGCUAUCAAGGAAUUUCUGAAGGAAAAGCCUUAUACAACUGGAGAAAUUGAAGAAAUCAUACAGGAAAGUCUGGAAUCAGUCUUUUCUAGUUCUUCAUCUUCACUGGAUGUGCUUAAGGCCACAAAGCACUUCAAAUUGCUCCAGCGGGCAUCUCACGUAUACUCAGAAGCUAAGCGUGUUUAUGCUUUCAAGGAAGCUGUAUCAUCAAAAUUAAGGUGCGCCCAUCUUGUAAAUGUGUGA
This is a messenger RNA of Papaver somniferum (opium poppy), 792 nucleotides long. Its product is annotated as galactokinase-like. NCBI's taxonomy places the organism in Eukaryota, Viridiplantae, Streptophyta, Magnoliopsida, Ranunculales, Papaveraceae. The record is from RefSeq and is a predicted model, not a curated record. The transcript has 6 exons. Gene Ontology annotation, biological process: galactose metabolic process. Bases 1 to 792 code for a protein of 263 amino acids. Gene Ontology annotation, cellular component: cytosol. Gene Ontology annotation, molecular function: galactokinase activity.